AUGGACCCAAGCCAGCGCAAUUUAACUAAACGACUUGAUGGUACCCAUAUCAGCCCGGACCGCUAUCGGGAAACAGCUUCUGGCAUGGUCAAGUCUAUUCUCCCGGGGUACAUACAUGACAUAUACGAGGAACAUAUUGCGAGGGCCGCAUCCAAGGGCCUGGAGGCAGCGAUGGAGCUUCGGCGACUUCGGGGCCUCUCCCCAGCAACAGCGCGGCAGUUAUUUACAUCAACGGUGGCGCCGGUUGUAGACUACGCCUCCAAUGUCCGGAUGCACGCGUGUAGGGACAAGGCCAUGGGGCCGAUCAAUCGAGUCCAAAGAGUUGGAGCACAAGCCAUUGUGGGGACGUUCCUCACGGUCGCGACCAGUGUAGCGGAGGCAGAGGCCCACAUUGCCACCGCACGACACCGAUUCUGGAGACGGGCCGUGAAGAUGUGGACGGAUAUGCAUACGCUGCCUGAAACUAACCCUCUCCGCAGGGGUACAGACCGGAUCAGAAAGUUCAGACGAUACCAUCGCUCGCCACUGUACCACGUAGCGGACGCGCUUAAGCACGUCGACCUGGAGACACUGGAAACGAUCAACCCGUUCACGUUGGCCCCAUGGGAUGAACGCGUGCAGAUCAAUGUUGAUGGACCAGAUGAGCCUCAGACUGAAGCGGGCGGACUGAUGCAGAUCGCGGUCAGCAGCUCGGCACGGAACGAGCUGGUAGGAUUUGGAGUCGCAAUCGAGAAACAACCUCCUCGAAAUCGGAAAUUGAAGUUCAAAACCUUUUCCAUCACAUUGGGCGCGAGAGCAGAGCAAAACCCGUUCUCUGCGGAGCUGGCAGCCAUGGCACAUGUGUUGAAAAUAGUAGUGGGAAUCAAAGACUACAAGAUUACGUUGCUCACAAGCAACAAGGCGGCGGCGCUCACGCUAAGGAACCCUCGACGACAGUCUGGCCAGGAGUUUGUUUGCCAGAUGUACAAACUCAUGAGCAGGAUGCGGAGGAAUGGAAACAGCAUCAAAUUCCACUGGAUCCCUACUACCGAAGACAACAAGCUGUUAGGUCUGGCUAAAGAACAGGCCAGAACUGCAACACAAGAAGAUGCUCUCCCACAAGAACGCGUUCCGAGGAUGAAGUCGACAACAUUGAAUAUCGCACGGUCCCAAGCAGUCCCCAGCAAUGAGCUGCCAGAGAACAUAGGAAGACACGCAAAACGAGUAGAUGCCGCACUGCCAGGCAAACACACCCGGCAGUUAUAUGACCGCCUGACGUGGAAAGAAGCGACCGUACUGGCCCAACUCCGAACCAGCAUGGCUAGACUUAAUGGAUAUCUCAAUCACAUUAAUGUAGCAGAGACGGAUGAAUGCGAUUGCGGACAAGCAAGAGAGACCGUGGAGCACUUCCUCUUCCGAUGUCGGAAGUGGACGGCGCACCGGACGGAAAUGUUACAAUGCACCCAGACUUACCGAGGAAACAUAUCCUUCUUCCUGGGAGGAAACAGCCUUCUGAUGAUCAGAAGUGGACGCCAAACCUAG
Molecule: messenger RNA, 1521 nt
Organism: Penicillium griseofulvum
Lineage: Eukaryota; Fungi; Ascomycota; Eurotiomycetes; Eurotiales; Aspergillaceae
Exons: 1
Coding region: 1-1521 (506 amino acids)
Molecular function (GO): nucleic acid binding
Source: RefSeq, a predicted model, not a curated record